Molecule: messenger RNA, 1961 nt
Organism: Sebastes umbrosus (honeycomb rockfish)
Lineage: Eukaryota; Metazoa; Chordata; Actinopteri; Perciformes; Sebastidae
Gene: prkar2ab
Product: protein kinase, cAMP-dependent, regulatory, type II, alpha, B
Exons: 11
Coding region: 126-1322 (398 amino acids)
Biological process (GO): regulation of protein phosphorylation
Cellular component (GO): cAMP-dependent protein kinase complex
Molecular function (GO): cAMP-dependent protein kinase regulator activity
Source: RefSeq, a predicted model, not a curated record
UCAGUUUGCUCCGUGCAGAAGUAUGUUUGUUUGCUGACGCUUAGAGUUGAUAUUUCAAAUCAAAAUAUUUGAUAUUUAGAUUUGUGAACUAUCUAACUCCAACCCGUGACCUCUGAACCCGUACGAUGGGUAAUGUGGAGAUACCGGCUGGUCUGAAAGAGCUGCUGCAGGGAUACACGGUGGAGGUGCUUCGCCGCGGGCCGCCAGACUUGGUUGAAUUUGCGGUUCAGCACUUUACACGACUUCUGGAGGGCCAAAGAAACGACCAGAGAGCCAAGAAACGCAGCGCCAAACAUGCACGGAAAGGAGUGACCUUUGAGACAAAGUCAAAUAAGUCCAAGAAGGACGACGAAGAGGAGGAGGAGGAAGACACUGUUAAGUCCACCGCCUGUAAAUACAACCGCAGAGUUUCAGUUUGUGCAGAGGCGUACAACCCCGAUGACGACGAGGACGAUGACGCAGAGCCUCGGCUCGUUUAUCCCAAAACGGACGAGCAGCGUCGUCGACUUCAGGAUGCGUGCAGAGACAUUUUACUGUUUAAAACACUGGAGCAGGAGCAGUUCUCUGAGGUGUUGGACGCCAUGUUCGAGGUGCUGGUCCAACCUCAGGAGCACAUCAUAGACCAAGGAGAGGACGGAGACAAUUUCUAUGUCAUACAGAAGGGUGUGUAUGAUAUUUUUGUGCAGAAGGACGGAGUGAGCGUGUGCGUUGGAAAGUAUGACAAUAAGGGCAGUUUUGGUGAGCUGGCUCUCAUGUACAACACGCCGCGAGCUGCCACAAUCGUCGCUACAGAGGAAGGUGCCCUGUGGGGCCUGGAUCGAGCCACAUUUCACAGACUGAUUGUUAGAAAUAAUGCGAAGAAGAGGAGGAUGUAUGAGGCCUUCAUCGAGUGUGUUCCCCUUCUGAAGUGUCUUGAGCUGUCUGAGAGGAUGAAGAUUGUGGAUGUUUUGGGAGCACGAGGGUUCAAAGAUGGAGAGCGCUUAAUAACGCAGGGGGAGGAGGCCGACUGUUUCUACAUCGUGGAAUCCGGAGAGGUGAAGAUAACGAUAAACAGCAAAACGAAGGCAGGCCAGCAGGAUAACACAGAGGUGGAGGUGGCACGCUGCUCUAGAGGCCAGUAUUUCGGGGAGCUGGCUCUGGUCACCAACAAACCUCGUGCAGCAUCAGUUUACGCUGUGGGAGAAACCAAAUGUUUAGUAAUUGACAUCCAGGCGUUUGAGCGUUUGCUGGGACCUUGUAUGGACAUCAUGAAGAGGAACAUUUCCCAGUACGAAGACCAGCGGGUGGCACUUUUUGGCUCCAGUGUAGCUGUGAAACACUAGGACAUGUCAUUUUAAGUACAUAGUGAACUCCCCCUUGAGAUCUUUUUCAUUUUCAAACUUGUAGUCUUAAGACUAAAACUGAUGCUGACUCGAGUGACAUCACUUGAGGCAAUAUAUCAGAUUUCACGCAGCUCCCUCUGGAGCCACAAAAGUAAACUUUUUCCACACAUGUAGUAGUACUCAUCAAGAUCUGUAUACAGACUGAUGGGUAAAAUCGGUGGUGUUCCUGACCCAUCAAGAUCAAAUACAUUUGAACUAAACUAAAUAAAUGCAUUUGUUUUCAUAUAUGAACAAAUGCAACUGAGGUACAAUUUAAUUUCGAUUCCAAAUUAUAUGUAAAAUGUUUUAUAAUUGUCAAUUCACCUACACAUAAUUCAUGUUAUUGUGCUGGUCAAUCACCGUAUGAUUAUUUAAUAAUAAAGUGCUAUACCAUUUUACAUUUAAACUCAGCAAACUGUUAACAGCCCUUCUGUUUACUUAAACCUUUGUUGUAUGGUAUGAAAUCUAACCGUGGUUUUAAUAACAUGUCUUGAGUAUUAAGUGAAGGAAAUCAUGCAUCAAAGUUUAGCUCAUUAAAAAUGAAGACUCUUGACAAAUAACACACAUGACAUAAAAAAAUAAAGGAUUAUAUCUUAAAUA